CAGGGAUCUGCUGAAAUGGAGCUGCUGCUGCUGCUGCUCUGCGUCCUGCUCUGUGUUUCUGCUGAAGGUAAAAGUCUCACCUCCUCAUCCAGGCUGGUUACUGACACUCUAAACUCAGUUUCUGCUCUCCUUUCAGUUCAACAUGACAGUUUCCGGGUUCUUGCAUGUUCUGACACGGAUGGAUUGAACAUGAUAAUAACACUGGAUGGGGAAGAGGCUUGGCACUCCGACUUCAUCCAUGAGACAGGAGUUGAUACCCUGCCGGACUUUGUCAGCCAUCCAAGUUUUUCAGGGAUUUAUGAGCAAUCUGUGGGGCAACUACAAGUCUGCAAAAAUAACCUGAAGAUUAUCCGUAUUGGUCUGAAGGACAUCCCAGAUCCACUUGAUCCUCCAACCAGCCUGCUCUACACCACUAACAAAGUGGAGCUGGGAGAGAAGAACAUCCUGGUCUGUCACGUCUCUGGUUUCUAUCCGGCUCCGGUCAACGUCUCCUGGACCAGAAACGGUCAAAAAGUGACUGAAGGAACCAGCAUCAACGUUCCCUUCCCCAACGAAGACUUCACCUUCACCCAGAUCUCCAGGCUGCAGUUCGUCCCUCAGCUAGGAGACAUCUACAGCUGCUCAGUGGAGCAUCCAGCCCUGAAAGAACCACUGACCAGAAUCUGGGAUGUUGACGUGCCUCAGCCCGGCGUUGGACCCGCAGUGUUCUGUGGAGUCGGUCUGAUCGUGGGUCUGCUUGGGGUGGCGGUCGGGACCUUCUUCCUCAUUAGGGGGUCAGAGCUGAUUGGUCGAGGCUGAUGGGUUCAUGGAUCUCUCUCCUGCUGUUCUGGCAUCGAACACUGAACUGUUUCUCAUUGUGGAUUCAUCAGGAACUUUGACAAGUCCAAUC
Messenger RNA from Poecilia latipinna (sailfin molly), 889 nucleotides. RefSeq names its product mamu class II histocompatibility antigen, DR alpha chain-like. The transcript is spliced from 3 exons. The record is from RefSeq and is a predicted model, not a curated record. Lineage: Eukaryota; Metazoa; Chordata; Actinopteri; Cyprinodontiformes; Poeciliidae. Gene Ontology annotation, biological process: antigen processing and presentation; immune response. Bases 16 to 798 code for a protein of 260 amino acids. Gene Ontology annotation, cellular component: membrane; MHC class II protein complex.